This is a messenger RNA of Rhododendron vialii, 1005 nucleotides long. RefSeq names its product exopolygalacturonase clone GBGE184-like. Gene Ontology annotation, biological process: carbohydrate metabolic process. Bases 214 to 996 code for a protein of 260 amino acids. The transcript is spliced from 3 exons. NCBI's taxonomy places the organism in Eukaryota, Viridiplantae, Streptophyta, Magnoliopsida, Ericales, Ericaceae. The record is from RefSeq and is a predicted model, not a curated record. Gene Ontology annotation, molecular function: polygalacturonase activity.
UUCACUAAGAAAAAAGGGGAACCAACCAACCUCAAUAGGGUUUCCCUUCUUUUCUCUCAGCCAAAAGCUGCCUAAGAAAAGAUUGAGGGGUCAAAAAUGUGCAUAAAUAGGUUGAGCAAAUAUUGGUCAAUUGGUUCUCUACAAGCCUCUGGCUUUUUGAUUGAUCUUUCUAAAACUAACUGAAAAACUGCAAGUUCAGGGUUCAAAGCCACAAUGGCCCUCGUAAGAAGGUUUGAUGAAGUAGCCAAGAUUACUGUUUUCUUCGUGGGCCUAGCAGCUUUGCUCUUUUGUGGUCGUGCUGAUCUUGUGCCUACAGUUUUUGAUGUUACCAAAUAUGGGGCUACCGGAGAUGGCGAGUCCGAGAAUGCACAGGCAUUUAUACAAGCAUGGAAUGCAGCAUGUCAAUCAAAUGGAGCAGCAAAAGUUGUUAUUCCCCCAGGGACGUAUCUGUCAGGGGAAGUCUUCUUUGUUGGACCAUGUAAUUGCCCAAAGCCUAUAAUUGUAGAAGUUCAGGGUACCGUAUUAGCUCAAACCGAUCUCAGUGAAUACCCGAAUGGUCAGUGGUUUUCGAUUGCAGAUGUAGACGGUUUGGCAGUUACCGGUGCAGGAACUUUUAACGGCCAAGGGGAGGCUUCAUGGCAAUAUGAUUCUUGUGGUCGCCAAACCGUAUGCAACUCUCCUCUCCCACCUUCCAUUGGGUUUUUGAACGUGAACAAUACUAUUCUCGAAGGAGUAAAGUUGGUGAAUAGCAAAGGAAUCAACAUAAAAGUUUCCGACUCCCACAACUUGACAUUCCAAAACCUCGACGUAACUGCGCCUUCCAAUAGCCCAAACACCGACGGGAUCCAUAUAAGCAACUCUGAUCAAAUCACUGUGAAAAGUUGCAACAUUGCAACAGGCGACGACUGCAUCUCCAAGGGCGAAGGCGCUACGAAUAUUGUCAUAUCCGCCGGUAGAUGUACCCCAGGACUUGGCGCCGGCCCAUUACUUCACUAGCUAAACAAU